AUGUCUAUAUUGCAAAAGGGUCGUCUUUCUGUUGUCCUCGGUGCUCAAUGGGGUGAUGAGGGUAAGGGCAAAUUGUCUGAUAUCCUUUGUGGCGAGGCUGAUGUCUGUGCUCGUUGUGCUGGUGGUAACAAUGCUGGCCACACUAUCGUUGUCAACGAUGUCAAGUACGAUUUCCACAUGUUGCCCUCCGGCCUGAUCAACCCCAACUGUACUGCUUUGAUCGGUAACGGUGUUGUUGUCCACUUGCCUUCUUUCUUCGAGGAAAAGGCCAAGCUCGAAGCUAAGGGUCUCAACUGUGAAGGUCGUCUCCUCCUCUCCGACCGUGCUCAUCUCGUUUUCGAUCUCCAUCAAAAGGUCGAUGGUCUCAAGGAGAUCGAGUUGGGCCGUGGCAGUAUCGGUACCACUGGUAAGGGUAUUGGUCCUACCUACUCCUCCAAGGCUUCUCGCUCUGGUAUCCGCGUCCACCAUCUCUAUGAGUUUGAAGAAUUUUCUGCUCGCUUUAGAACCAUGGUCGAGAACAAGCGCAAGCGUUAUGGUAACUUUGAAUAUGAUGUCGAGGCUGAACUCGAGCGUUACAAGGAACUCGCUGAACGUGUUAGACCUUAUGUCAUUGAUACUAUCCCCUACCUCCAUGAACAAAUCAAGGCUGGUAAGCGCAUCCUCGUUGAAGGCGCCAAUGCCUUGAUGCUCGAUAUUGAUUUCGGUACCUACCCCUAUGUCACAUCUUCUGCUACUUCCAUUGGUGGUGUCUGCACUGGUCUCGGUGUCCCUACCAACAAGGUAGAUAAGGUCAUUGGUGUUGUGAAAGCCUACUGUACUCGUGUCGGUGGCGGCCCCUUCCCCUCUGAACAAUUGAACGAAAUUGGUGAACAUCUCCAAACUGUUGGUUUUGAAUUUGGUGUUACUACUGGUCGUAAGCGUCGUUGCGGUUGGUUGGAUUUGGUUGUUGUCAACUACUCUACCAUGAUCAACGGUUAUACUAGCUUCAACUUGACUAAACUCGAUAUCCUCGAUCAAUUGCCCACCAUCAAGGUCGCUGUUGCAUACCAUUUGGAUGGCAAGAAGUUGCCCUCUUUCCCUGCUGAUCUUGAUCUCCUUGAAAAGGUCGAGGUUGAAUACGUUGAACUUCCUGGCUGGCAAACCGAUAUUUCUAAAUGCACAAAGUAUGAGGAUCUUCCCGAGAACGCAAAGAAAUACAUUGCUUUCAUCGAGAAGGAGACUGGUGUUCCAGUUGAAUGGAUUGGUGUCGGUCCCGGCAGAGAGGCCAUGAUUCACAAGCCUGUUUCCAACUAG
This is a messenger RNA of Mucor velutinosus, 1293 nucleotides long. RefSeq lists its product as uncharacterized. The transcript is spliced from 4 exons. Gene Ontology annotation, molecular function: GTP binding; adenylosuccinate synthase activity. Gene Ontology annotation, cellular component: cytoplasm. The record is from RefSeq and is a predicted model, not a curated record. Lineage: Eukaryota; Fungi; Mucoromycota; Mucoromycetes; Mucorales; Mucoraceae. The coding region runs from base 1 to 1293 and encodes 430 amino acids. Gene Ontology annotation, biological process: 'de novo' AMP biosynthetic process; IMP metabolic process.